ACCUCUACAACCACCUCUACUUCCACUUCUACCUCCACAAUCACCUCUACUUCCACUUCAACCUCUACAACCACCUCUACUUCCACUUCUACCUCCACUACCACCUCUACUUCCAAUUCUUCCUCCACAACCAUCUCUACUUCCACUUCCACCUCUACAACCACUACUUCCACAUCUACUUCUACAACCACCUCUACUUCCACUUCUACCUCUACAACCACCUCUACUUCCACAUCUACCUCCACAACCACAACCACCACCACAACGACCAUUACUUCAACUUUUACCUCUACAACCUCCUCUACCACAACACCUUCCCCCGGUAACUGUACUAUUAGCACAUCAGCUGAUACCGUUUCCUUCCAAUCCCCUAAUUAUCCAAGUGAUUAUCCAAAAACAAGAUCUGUACACUUCCACCAACAUAUAUGAGCACCCCGGGCAGCGUGAAGCUUGUGGUGACAGCUUUCGACCUCGCAGCUGGCGAUGAGCUGGUUAUACAGAACCCAUAUACAUCACCAUUGC
Molecule: messenger RNA, 522 nt
Organism: Penaeus vannamei (Pacific white shrimp)
Lineage: Eukaryota; Metazoa; Arthropoda; Malacostraca; Decapoda; Penaeidae
Source: RefSeq, a predicted model, not a curated record